GAAUUACUCCCUCCCUAACAGCACGCACAGAGCCAGCAUUGGAUCUGUAGCGCUCGCAGUGGUGCUCACUCAUGAACCGCACCGCAGUGAGACAUUUUACCUUUUGCUGUAGCCUUUUCCACAACGGAGAACAAGUGCAUUUUCAUUGGAAACAUGCGUUUUUGACACUUUUACAAACUUUUGUAUAUCUUCAGUUGGACCCCUUUACCUUGAGAGAAAUAUGCCGGAGCGUAUCAACAUUUCGGAGUUUGUUGCUCUGACAAACGAGGACUUGGCUUCACCGGCUACCUCGAGUUUUCAGUCCAAAAUGAGUGAAUGUCGGAACACGGUUUCGGCAGUCGAAGAGUCCUUAGAGAUGGACCAGAGCACCUUACAGAGGAUGAAGAAGAUGAUCAAGGCCAUCCACAGCUCUGGACUAAGUCAUGCGGAGAACAAGGAGCAGUACAUCGAGGUGCUGGAGAACCUGGGGAACAGUCACCUGACCCAGGACAACAACGAGGUGUCCACAGGAUUCCUCAACAUGGCCGUCUUCACCAGGGAGGUCACCUCUCUCUUCAAGAACCUGGUCCAGAAUCUGAACAAUAUAAUCUCCUUUCCCUUGGAGAAUGUCUUGAAGAGUGAGCUUAGAGACAGCAGACUGGAGUUGAAGAAACAGUUGGAGAAGAGCUGGAAGGACUAUGACAUCAAAGUUGGGAAGCUGGAGAAGGAGAGGAGGGAGAAGAGCCGUCAGCCGGGCCUGAUCAGGAUGGAGGGAUACGACAUGACGGAGGACAUGGAGCGAGAGAGGAGGACCUUCCAGCUGCAGAUGUGUGAGUAUCUACUGAAGAUCCAGGAGCUGAGGGUACGUCAGGGUCCAGACCUGCUCCAGAGUCUCAUCAAGUACUUCCAGGCCCAGCUCAAUUUUUUCCAGGAUGGCUUGAAAGCUGCCGAGAACCUUAGUCCCUUUGUGGAGAAGCUGGCUACAUCGGUGCACAUGGUGCGUCAGGACCAGGAUGAAGAGGUGAGACAGCUCUCUCAGCUACGAGACUCCCUGAGACUGCUGCUACAGAUGGAGGGGAAAGAGGAAUACCUGACCAGAAAGAACUCUGGUAACGGCUACAGCAUCCACCAGCCUCAAGGCAACAAGAAGUACGGUACGGAGAAGUCAGGGUUCCUACAGAAGAGGAGUGACGGGAUUAGGAAGGUGUGGCAGAAGAGGAAGUGUGGUGUCAAGUACGGCUGUCUGACCAUCUCCCACAGCACGAUCAACCGACCACCGGCGAAGCUCAACCUCCUGACCUGUCAGGUGCGCCCCAACCCCGAUGAGAGGAGGACCUUUGACCUGGUCACACAUAAUCGGACGUACCAUUUCCAAACCGAGGAUGAGCAGGAAUGCAUGAUUUGGGUGUCGGUGCUGCAGAACAGUAAGGAGGAAGCCCUGAACACCGUGUUGGGAGGGGACCAGCCGCAGUUCCAGGACUCCGGGCUGCAGGAGCUGGCCAGGGCAGUCAUCACCGAGCUCAGACACAUGCCCGGCAACGAGGCCUGCGCCGACUGUGGAGCCCACGACCCCACGUGGCUCUCCACUAACCUGGGCAUCCUGACGUGUAUAGAGUGUUCUGGGAUCCACAGGGAGUUGGGAGUCCACUACUCCAGGAUCCAGUCUCUCACGCUGGAUGUCCUCAGCACCUCUGAACUACUACUGGCAGUCAGUAUAGGCAACACCCGCUUCAAUGACAUCAUGGAGGCCAAUCUUCCCAAUGAUUCCAUCAAACCCCUCCCCCAGAGUGACAUGAAUGCCAGGAAGGAGUAUAUCGUGGCCAAGUACGUGGAGCGGCGCUACGUGCUGCACAGGGACCGGGACAGGGAGGACGGUGAGCCAUGGCGUGUGUACGAUGCCGUGAGGAGCCGGGACCUGACCGCUCUGCUGCAGCUGUACGCCCAGGGAGAGGACCUGGCCAAGCCGCUAGCACUGCCUGAGGGACAGCAUCUGAGAGAGACAGCUCUUCACUUGGCUGUGAGACUGGAGGAGAGGAGCUCUCUAUCCCUGGUGGACUUCCUCAUACAGAACAGUGUCUGUCUGGAGAAGAGGACUCUAGAGGGGAACACUGCUCUACAUUACAGCGCCCAGCACCACAAAACAGAGUGCCUCAAACUGCUGCUCAAAGGAAAGGCUGUCCUCCACACAGUGAACUCAUCCGGAGAGACAGCUCUGGACAUCGCCAGGAGACUGCAGCACUCCCAGUGUGUGGAACUGCUAGAGCUGGCCCAGAGUGGGAAGUUCAACAGUCAGAUCCAUGUGGAGUACAUGUGGGAGACACAGAGCCAGGACCUGUACGACAGCGAAGAUGACCUGGAUGAGAGGGUGAACCCCUUACACAGGACCCUACGCUCCCCUCUGCCCUCCAAAGCCUCGCCAUCUCGCUGGAGCUUCGCCAACGCCCCCGUGGCGUGUAAGACCUAUGAAAACGUGGACUUCCUUUACCGUAACCCCCCCAAUAGUGCUCCAUCGGGCGUCCUCAUGCUCCCGCCCCCUCUGCCCGCUAAAGCCAUCAUGAGAGGUCGCUCGGACCCCCAGAUCUCCUUGUCCACCCAGGAGGGGGUAAGCAACAGGUGCAGCUGCUCCAACCCAGCCCCCCAGUCCAGCCCCCCCUCCCCCAUGCUGGAGGGUCAGGGGGGGCGACCAGCCAAAUCACCCCACGGCCAGGGCAUCCUGGUGAGGGGACAGAGACAGACCGCAGCCUGGGAGGGUCAGGCCAAUACUGGGUCAGGGUCUUCAGACAGAGACAGCACCAAGUCUAACAGUAGUUCCAGCUCCCCUCAGAACCACAUAGGACCUGUCAGCUCAGAGAAAACAACAUCGUACAGGCGGACCAGCAGCGGAGGACAAGGGAAGUGUUCUGCAGCCGUGACCUCAGCUGUGACCUCACCCAGCUGUGUGGCACUGGGCAGCCAGGAGGAGCUGUACUGCAGCGUGGUAACUACUGGACCCGCUCCCAGCGCCACACCUGCAGCCUCCUCCUCCUCUCCUAUCACUGUGCGCCCUCGCAGAAACGCUAUGGUGUCUCAGAGGAGACCUACCCAGAAGAGGGUCAAGGCGCUGGUGGACUGCAGAGCCGUCAGCUCGGACCAGCUGGCCUUCUUCAAGGAUGAGGUCAUCGUAGUCACAGCCACCGAGGACCCCCACUGGUGGGUUGGCCACAUCGAGGGCUAUCCAUCCAGAAGUGGGACAUUCCCUGUGAACUAUGUCCAUAAACUGGGGACUGACUAGUCAUACUCAUGUGAUAAUCCUACACCAGACGCCCUAUCCCCUAACCUAGCCCCUACCCUAGCCCCUACCCUAGCCCCUACCCUUACUACGUCACUUACCUGGGACACAAAAAGGCUGGAAUGGACUCUCUUGAACGCAACUCAUUCAAAGACAACAACAAAAAUGCUUGCUCGCUUUCCUGGUCAUUUCUUGUCAUAGGAUAUUCUGAACCACUUUGAUGUGUUGUGAUCUGACGACUAGAGACUCCCAUAAACUGUAAUUGUAUAUACAGACAGUGCACUUAAGGAAGUCUCCAUAAAGAAAGAAGGGAUAAAAGAGAUCAUAUUACAGGAAGGAAUGCCACCCUCACAACCCGACAGAAGAGAGCAAAAACACCUCCCUCCGCUUUUGACCUCUAAUACCUGUAUGCUUUACAACUGUUUUUACCACACCUUACCGCCCAGGGUAUUAAAGGGAUGUUUUUACCACACCUUACCGCCCAGGGUAUUAAAGGGAUGGUUUUACCACACCUUACUGCCCAGGGUAUUAAAGGGAUGUUUUUACCACACCUUACCGCCCAUGGUAUUAAAGGGAUGUUUUUACCACACCUUACCGCCCAGGGUAUUAAAGGGAUGUUUUUACCACACCUUACUGCCCAGGGUAUUAAAGGGAUGUUUUUACCACACUUUGCUGCCCAGGGAAAAUUAUAAGAGCAACAGCUCUAGCCACAUAACUGCUGGAAUACCUGUGAUACAGACAGCAGUACUGGAGGAGCUAGAAUGUAUGUGCGUGCCUGCCUGCGCGUGUGUCUGAGAUUAUAACCAUACCAUUGGAUUACCUGGCAAUGACAUACAUACAACACUGGAGUCUGCAGGAGUGAGACCGUGUGCUGUGGGAGCCCUAGAAAAGAGGAUGAAUAGCCGGCAUUGUCCACUGCCUUCCUGGAAACUAAGGAGACUUAAGAGAUUCAUGCCAUGUCAGUCACGGUCGUCGGGACUCCGAGCCAGAUGCAAUGAAUACCUGCUCAGUGACCGGUGGCGAUUAUGUCUGGGGCUGGAAUGACCUGGAACUGAAAGCGCAUUUGUGGCUGCCAGCCUGUCUCCUGGGGCUCCAGGGUUCUCUGGCUGCCGCUCUGAAAUGGAACCCCAGUGUCUAAGCUGGUUUUGGGCCAGACUCCAGCUCUGACUGGGGGGGCCUGGCUGGAGCCUGGGUGAUUUGGUUUUCUCCGUCUCCAGAGGAGUCUGUCUUCCUACAGUCGGCAGAGGAAAGGAAGAGACUGUCACCGCAGUGAAAUACACAAAGCUGGGUUGUAUUCAGUUGGCACCAAAUGGACUGAAACAGGAAAAGACUACCUGAACUUGUCCAAUAAGAAAUGCCAAUUUUUCGUUUUAGUUUGCCCUAAUGAACAUGACCCAAGCCUUAGUGCCUUUUUCCAUACAGUUGCUCUCGGUUCUGGGUCUAUACUCGGCCUCAUACAAAAGAUAUGGACAGUUGGACACUUCCAUAUUGUAAAGAAAAGAGAAGGCUGUAGAGAAUUGUAAAUAGAUAUUAUUACACCCAUGAAUUGUGAUGGAAGGAUUCCAUAUCGCUAACCAUAAGCUAGUAUUGAGACAUUAGCUGUUUUCCUAGUCUCUUGAGCACCAUAACUCUACAGUGUUAUUACAUUUUACUAGUGCAUACUCACGUCUGACCACUCCCAUUCAUAUUAAUUCAUAUUUUUCAUGUUCUGAAUCUGCAGUAAAGUUACAUUAAUACAUUGCAUUUCGUGUUACUGCAUUCUAUUAAUAUUCUAGUAAGCCUAGAACUAAAUUCUAGUGUUACUUAAUACACCAGGAUUCUGGCAGAAUAGUGUCUCCUAAUAUGGUUUCAAAGUGCUUUAAAUGCCACUAAUAGCGAAUGAGAGGAAGUGUAACUCAGUAUUGGAUCUCAGGCUGUUAAGCGUCUUAUACAACUGGUUUGUCCACAAGUGAAGCUACGCCUCCAGUGGGUGUGGAGGGCUCUCUACAGCACGGCAGACAACAAUAAAAAAACCUUUUAGAGGAUAACUGUCAGUUGCUUUUCAGCCAUGUAAGUGUUUUCAUGCCUGUUUGCAUUCCUGUACUUACUGUAGACAGGGGUUAUUGAGGGUUUGUUUAGCUUUCUCUAGAUCCAGUCACUGUUGCUAAUACCUAGACAAGUAGGUAGAGAAGUGCAUGAUUGUCAGUGGAACCAGAACCAGACUGAAAAGUGAGGGCUGACCAUUGAGUAUAUGUUGUGCUCUGUUCUACAAAGGUAAAACAUGUUGGAAACGUUAAUAUCACCCAGUGUUGAAGAAUGACUGAGUAUCAGAACAUUGUUAUGUUCACAUACUGUCAUGUUAAUGCUACUGGUGAACAUCACUUCGGUUCUGUAGACUCUUAUGUGUCAGUAGGGCAAUAUGGCAUGGGUGCUGGACUAGCGGGGCCCCAAAGGGCCCAGUCAGUAUGGACUAGCGGGGCCCCAAAGGGCCCAGUCAGUAUGGACUAGAGGAGCCCCAAAGGGCCCAGUCAGUAUGGACUAGAGGAGCCCCAAAGGGCCCAGUCAGUAUGGACUAGAGGAGCCCAGUCAGUAUGGACUAGAGGAGCCCAGUCAGUAUGGACUAGAGGAGCCCAGUCAGUAUGGACUAGAGGAGUCCAGUCAGUAUGGACUAGAGGAGCCCAGUCAGUAUGGACUAGAGGAGCCCAGUCAGUAUGGACUAGAGGAGCCCAGUCAGUAUGGACUAGAGGAGCCCAGUCAGUAUGGACUAGAGGAGCCCAGUCAGUAUGGACUAGAGGAGUCCAGUCAGUAUGGACUAGAGGAGUCCAGUCAGUAUGGACUAGAGGAGCCCAGUCAGUAUGGACUAGAGGAGCCCAGUCAGUAUGGACUAGAGGAGCCCAGUCAGUAUGGACUAGAGGAGCCCAGUCAGUAUGGACUAGAGGAGUCCAGUCAGUAUGGACUAGAGGAGCCCAGUCAGUAUGGACUAGAGGAGCCCAGUCACUAUGGACUAGAGGAGCCCAGUCACUAUGGACUAGAGGAGCCCAGUCAGUAUGGACUAGAGGAGCCCAGUCAGUAUGGACUAGAGGAGCCCAGUCAGUAUGGACUAGAGGAGUCCAGUCAGUAUGGACUAGAGGAGCCCAGUCAGUAUGGACUAGAGGAGCCCAGUCAGUAUGGACUAGAGGAGCCCAGUCAGUAUGGACUAGAGGAGUCCAGUCAGUAUGGACUAGAGGAGCCCAGUCAGUAUGGACUAGAGGAGCCCAGUCAGUAUGGACUAGAGGAGCCCAGUCAGUAUGGACUAGCGGAGCCCCGAAGGGCCCAGUCAGAGGAUCCCUUUCAAUAAUUGAGUGUGGAAGGAGCUAUAACCCCCAGUUUCCUACUAAUGACUACAAUAAAAACGAACUGAGACAUAGGAAUGAGAGGUGUGCUGGAGCCCCCGCGCUCCUAUACACUUUACGUUGGAGUGUGAGCUUGAAUAGGGCUGUGUCCUACACUUAACUUGGACUGAAAUAGGUUCUGGUACUCAUUUUGGGUUCUGGUACUGUUUAUAUUAAGGAGCAGGAGCUCAAGCAGUAGAACAUUUGAGAUGCCUGUACUCAACUUCGAUGACCUCCUGCCCAAGUCAAGCACAGGCUGCGUCCCAAUACUCUUUUAAUCGUUUUCUUCCUAGGGUGCUAUCCGAUCAGUGGAUGUGAAGGAAGGAUACUAUAUGAUACUAUUGGAACACAGCAUAGGAGUUUAUGGAGAGUAAAGUGAAGGCACUUACUGUUGUUCUUCCAUGUCUUUAUCAUUUUUUAACCUUAUAUAGAUAACUGCCUCUAUGGUUGAGACUUUGUGUCACAUGGUUUCUGUGCUGACAAUGUAAGAUAGAACAUCAAUAUAAUGGAGUAUUUCUGUCAUUUCGUUAUUACCAAGUAUUUGUAAUAUAGUACAUGUGUUUUGCACUCUGUCCUUUCCAUGUUACGAGAUUAUUAAAUACUGUUUUAACAUC
Molecule: messenger RNA, 7211 nt
Organism: Salmo salar (Atlantic salmon)
Lineage: Eukaryota; Metazoa; Chordata; Actinopteri; Salmoniformes; Salmonidae
Product: arf-GAP with SH3 domain, ANK repeat and PH domain-containing protein 3
Biological process (GO): positive regulation of GTPase activity
Cellular component (GO): cytoplasm
Molecular function (GO): protein binding; GTPase activator activity
Source: RefSeq, a predicted model, not a curated record